AUGGCUAACCAGUUGCCCUCCGGGAGCGCUGCAGGAACUCAAACACAAUCUCUACCACCACCAGCUUUGCCACAGCUGGUCGCCGAACAGCAUGUUCCCAUCGCUGCCUCCGACAAAGACACCAAGCGUCUCAUCGUCGUCUUGUCCAACGCGAGUCUCGAGACGUACAAGGCAGCGCACGGUCGUGGCGGCGUGAAAGACGACAAGUACUCCUUGCUCAACAGCGACGAGCACAUCGGCAUAAUGCGCAAGAUGAACCGCGACAUCAGCGACGCUCGUCCUGAUAUCACCCACCAGUGCCUCCUCACCCUGCUCGACUCACCAGUCAACAAAGCCGGCAAACUCCAAAUCUACAUCCACACCGCCAAGGGUGUCCUCAUCGAAGUCUCCCCGACCGUGCGCAUUCCGCGUACUUUCAAGCGCUUCGCCGGAUUGAUGGUCCAACUUCUCCACAAGCUCUCCAUCCGAUCUACCACGUCGCAGGAGAAGCUCCUCAAAGUCAUUAAGAAUCCCAUCACGGACCACCUGCCGCCGAACUGCCGAAAAGUUACUCUCUCUUUCGACGCUCCGGUGGUGCGUGUGCGUGACUACAUCCAGGACCUGGGCUCGAAGGAGAGCAUUUGCAUCUUCAUCGGUGCCAUGGCCAAGGGAAACGAUACGUUCGCCGAUCAGUACAAGGACGAUGCGAUCAGUAUCAGCAACUACUCUCUCAGUGCCAGUGUCGCUUGCAGCAAGUUCUGCCACGCUGCUGAGGAUGUGUGGGAUAUCAUCUAG
This is a messenger RNA of Zymoseptoria tritici IPO323, 774 nucleotides long. RefSeq lists its product as uncharacterized. The coding region runs from base 1 to 774 and encodes 257 amino acids. The record is from RefSeq and is a predicted model, not a curated record. Lineage: Eukaryota; Fungi; Ascomycota; Dothideomycetes; Mycosphaerellales; Mycosphaerellaceae. Gene Ontology annotation, molecular function: rRNA (pseudouridine) methyltransferase activity; rRNA binding. Gene Ontology annotation, biological process: rRNA base methylation. Gene Ontology annotation, cellular component: nucleolus; small-subunit processome. The transcript has 2 exons.